AUGUCCAUGUCCUUCAUGAGGACCGAAGCCGACCCAGUCGAGCCAAUUAAAACAACCAACGAGCUUCAGGCUGAAGCCAAGCAGAAAAAGAUCCAGGAGGAGAUCGACGCCGGCAUGAGGGAGCCGGUAACAGGAAUGGUCUAUGGUCUGUAUGACCCCAAGAAUCCUGACGCUGCGCCUACCGUAUCUAGUAAACUAAUGCCGAUGUUUGGAGACGGAGGGGCGAGCUGGCGAGCCAAGAUGUUGAAACGAGCGGAGGAUAAGGCACGAGCCUCUGGCGUCGCAUUGGAGGAGGUUGUAGGCGAGAGAUUUGGGUCAGUUAAUGCACUGAAGGAGCGUGCGAGAGGCUCAGCUAGAGAGAAUGCCCAUUUACAGUACAGAAGACAUGGGAUUGACGACGAGGAGAGGGAGACUGGGCGGAAGCGACGGACGUUGGAGAUCGGACGUGAUGCCAAGGAUAAAACGUUGCUGUCGAAGUAUUCGAAGAGAGUGCAGCGGUCGGUGACGCAACAUGUGGAGGCAGACAGCAGACGAGAAGGAGACCGAGGGCAUCCGCACCGUCGAGACAACCAAGAGGAGGACGAAGAACCGAUCGACUACGACAAAUUACCUGAUUUUGAAGAACUCGAUGAAGCUAAAGUCGCGGCGGACAAGCUUGAAGCGGAGAAACGCAAUGCAUUCCUCUACGGCAGCCAGAAGCCUACCGCUCCCAUGGUAGCAGAUACGAUGCCUUUGAAUGGUCCAGAACAGACUACCGGGGCUGGUAAAUUGGAUGAUAAAGCCGAGCUCAACAAGCUGGCAGCUAAGGCCUUGCGGGCUCAGAUGAUGGGCAAGACGACGCUAUUCCGCAAGUUGACGGAGCAGCUCAACGAGUUGGAAGCCAAACUGGAGCGUGAGAAGACUGCUGCUGCCGUGCCACACUACGACGCGAUCACUGGUGCCUUGCCACCAUUAGAGCAAGAAGACAUGCGCUACGGGUCCCGGAAGGGCAAAAAGAAAAAUGCAGACCUUACGGAUAUCAGUGGCCCAGAACUGGCAGCGUCACUAGAAGAACUUGUGCGUGAAGAACGGAUGACAAGUACAAAGAUUGGCCAAGGUAAUAUGGACUCUAUCCACGCACGGAAUAUACUUCGACUGGGGUCGCGCUACAAGGGGACAGAAGUGAACGCCCAGAACCUCUCGAGCGGCUUUGACGAAGAAGAUCAAGUGGACACGAAGAUGCUGCAAGAGCCUGGUUCGAACCUCACACGAAGGGCUCAAUCCCAGCGCGGACACGCCAUCGCCAUCAAUGACAGUAAGCGAUGGGAUGAGCGAACGCAGAAGUGUCAGUUGUGUAUGAAGAGCGCCGCCUUCAAGAAGCACUUGAUGCUGUCUCUAGGCGAAUUUACCUAUCUAGCCAUGCCCAACCGCCCUCGCUUGCAUCCUGGACACUGCGUGAUUGUUCCAAUCGAACAUUCGUGCUCUGCUGUUCAAGCGGAUGAACAAGUAGGCGAAGAGAUCUCACGUUUCCAGAGUGCACUUACGGCUAUGUGCGACAAGCAGUACGGUAUGAGUAUGGUCUUUAUUGAGCAGACGAGUGCUCCUCAUCGCAAGCGACAUACUUUGAUCGAGUGUAUCCCUGUGGACUCCGAGUUGGCGCUGGACACGCCGUUGUACUUUAAACAAGAGCUGAUGCAGGCAGAUGGGGAGUGGAGCACACACAAGCCGAUUAUUGACACUAGCAGAGCGGGGAUUAAGAGUCACAUUCCACCCACGUUCCCGUACUUUCACAUCCAGUGGCGUACGCCAGAAGGACGAGGAGGAUAUGCCCAUGUGAUCGAGGAUGAAGGCACAUUCCCGCGUGAUUUCGGCGUGAAUGUUGUGGCUGGCAUGCUUGACGUGACGCCUCCCAAGUAUGGACGACGUGAAGGUAAUCGUCGCUCGGUUGAGGAUGAAAAGCGCGAUGUGCUGGCGUUUCUGGAGAACUGGGAGGCGUUCGACUGGACCCAAGCGCUUGAUGGCGGAGAAAUCACACCGCAGACCUGA
This is a messenger RNA of Phytophthora infestans T30-4, 2025 nucleotides long. RefSeq lists its product as uncharacterized. Gene Ontology annotation, cellular component: post-mRNA release spliceosomal complex. The transcript is spliced from 4 exons. Lineage: Eukaryota; Oomycota; Peronosporomycetes; Peronosporales; Peronosporaceae. The record is from RefSeq and is a predicted model, not a curated record. The coding region runs from base 1 to 2025 and encodes 674 amino acids. Gene Ontology annotation, biological process: mRNA splicing, via spliceosome.